Ramularia collo-cygni is the source of this 825-nucleotide messenger RNA. RefSeq lists its product as uncharacterized. The transcript has a single exon. The coding region runs from base 1 to 825 and encodes 274 amino acids. The record is from RefSeq and is a predicted model, not a curated record. NCBI's taxonomy places the organism in Eukaryota, Fungi, Ascomycota, Dothideomycetes, Mycosphaerellales, Mycosphaerellaceae.
AUGCAGGCCCUUAUCAAAUCUUUCUCCCAGACGCCCGAGAUAGUCGAGAGGAGUCGUCCCAUGCAAGUCCUCGCCUUGGGUAUGUCCCGGACUGGCACCCAGAGCAUGGCCAAUGCUCUUUCACAAUUGGGCUACGAUCGAGUGUAUCACGGGCACGACAUGGGAAACGACUGGAGAGAAGUCAUAGCAUGGAGGGACCUCUGGCGCAGAAAGCGAUCUGGAAGUUCUAAUCCCAUGACCUCGCAGGACUUUGACAAGGUCAUCGGUCAAUGCGAAGCAGUUACCGACGCACCAGCCGCUCUUUUCUGGUCCGAACUGAUGGACGCCUAUCCAGAUGCCAAGAUCGUGCUCGUAUUACGAGAUACUGAGAAWUGGUAUCAAAGCUUCUCAAGCGUUUGCAUCGAACCAUACUGUAGCAAGCGUAGCAGUCUGGUUCGUUGGGGCGUCCGGUGGAGAUUGAUUCCCUUCAAUGUCCUGGACUUUUUACCGGAAAUGUUCAUGGGCUAUUUCCAAGCUGAAAACGAAGAGGAAUUCAGAAACCAUGCUCGUCAGAUCUUCGAGCAGCAUAACGCGUCCAUCAUUGCGCGAGCUCGGAAUGAGGGGCGUUUGCUGCUUCAGAUGAGAUUGGAAGAUGGCUACGAGCCUCUCUGCAGGUUUCUAGGCAAAGAUUGUCCUGAUACUGCAUUUCCACGAGGCAAUGAUGCUGCUUCACUACGAUACAAGACAUAUCAGGGCUACUCUAUAUUCGCUGCGCUGGUCGUGUUGUCGAUUAUUGGGUACUGUCUGAUUCUCGUGGCUUGCUGGCACCUCAUCAAAAGGCUUUGA